CACCCGCCCUACUCGAUGGUAAGGCCCACGGCUGCCUGGCUUCUGGGCGCUGCCAUGUUGGAGACUCAGGGCCGGAGCAAUGGCUCCGAGCCCGGGAGCCAGAGCACGAGCGGGGCCUGCUCCGCUCGGCAGGUGCUGGAAGUGCGGCCAGGACUUUACUUGGGUGGGGCUGCGGCCGUCGCGGAGCCGGACCGGCUGAGGGAGGCGGGCAUCACGGCCGUAUUGACGGUGGACUCGGAGGAACCGAGCUUCAAGACAGAGGCCGGGAUCGAGGGUCUACGGCGCCUCUUUGUGCCAGCGCUGGACAAGCCCGAGACCGAUCUGCUCAGUCACUUAGACCGGUGCGUGGCUUUCAUCGGCCAGGCCCGUGUCGAGGGCCGCGCAGUGUUGGUGCACUGUCAUUCAGGAGUCAGUCGAAGUGUUGCUGUAGCGACUGCUUUCAUGAUGAAGACUGAGCAACUUACUUUUGAACAGGCAUAUGAAGACCUCAGGACUGUCAGUCCAGAGGCGAAGAUGAAUGAGGGGUUCGAGUGGCAACUGAAAUUAUACCAAGUAAUGGGAUAUGAAGUGGAUACCUCUAGUGCAAUUUAUAAGCAAUAUCGUUUACAAAAGGUUUCAGAGAAGUAUCCAGAAUUGCAGAAUUUACCUCAGGAACUCUUUGCUGUUGACCCAACCACCAUUUCACAAGGAUUGAAAGAUGAGGUUCUCUACAAAUGUAGAAAGUGCAGGCGAUCCUUAUUUCGAAGUUCUAGCAUUUUGGAUCAUAAUGAAGGAAGUGGUCCCAUAGCCUUUGCUCACAAGAGAAUGACACCAUCUUUCAUGCUUACAACAGGGAGUCAGGCUCAAUGUACAUCUUAUUUCAUUGAACCUGUACAGUGGAUGGAAUCCAUUUUGUUGGGAGUGAUGGAUGGGCAGCUUCUUUGCCCAAAAUGCAGUGCCAAGUUGGGUUCCUUCAACUGGUAUGGCGAACAGUGCUCUUGUGGUAGAUGGAUAACACCUGCUUUUCAAGUACACAAGAAUAGAGUGGAUGAAAUAAAAAUGCUGCCUGUUUUGGGAUCACAAACAAGAAAAAUGUAGACUUGUGACAUUUGAUAGCUUCAAAAGAAACUUGCUGAUGAUUGAUAUGUGCUUCCAUUGCAUAUUGUCCUUCAUGACAGAUUUUCUAGCUUUUAGGUCAUCAACAUUUCAUUUGAAAUGUGAGGAGAUAAAAUCACUUGAUGUGACUUGGAAACUGUGCUUUCUUAGUUUAUUGUACAGGUAGAAUGUAUAGAAAUGGAAGCUUUUUAAUCAUGUACAUUGUAUUUCAUUUGGCAUUAGAAUUUGCAUUACCCCUAGAUAUGUUGUUUCCUAUAUUUUAAAAAGUUCUGAUUUUUGAAUGUUAGUUUUGUGAUCUUAAGAUCUGGAUGGACUGAACUAUGUACAAAAAUUAGAAAGUCAUGUUUAAAUAGAUAUUCUUUUACUUCCAGAAAUGUAAAGCUGAGUUAUUUGGCCAUAUUUUGAAAUUUAUUUUUUUAAGAGAUAUUAGAAAAUCUUAAGGAGGUCUGAAUUUUUCUUGGAUAGUUAUACCGAAAGCCACUGAUAAAAAUGUGGUUUUUCUGUUACUGUUUAAGAAUUUCAGUCAUAUAAAUUGCUUGGAAAAGUAUGUUUGAGAUACCUCUUGAGGUAACCUACAUAAAGAAAUGUAUUAAUGUGAGGUGUGUUUCUAAUGAUGAUAAAGAAAACAAAUUCGUAAAACAAAAAAUAGGAGUACUUUUAAAUGUAAAAGAAAAAAAUGAAUAAUGAUCCUGUUUGAAAAAGAAAUGCCUGGCUUAAUUUUUGAAGUGUGUAGGAGUUUUAUGCACAAUUCUUGAGAAAAUCUCAACAUAGGACCCGAAAUCUUUAGCAACUUCCAUAUGAUAAUCUUUUCUUGUGAGAAUAUAAGUUAUUACUAUUAAAAGCUGACAGUUGUCCUUAGGUUAGUUUUGUCAGCCAAGGUUGCUGUGUCCUUCCAGCCUCUCCCAGAAUAAAUGAUACAUAAAAAUCCUCUGCUUUUUUAUUGUGUUUUUUUCUCAUCAUCUGCUGAGUCCUUUGUCUCACAAAUAAAGCAAAAGGAUUUACUGUGGGCCAAGAACAAAAGGGUCUGACUUUGGGCAUGGAUCUAAUGGGAACACACUGUGGGUAGAGAUUUUAAGAAAAAUUGAACCCUUCCCCUCCAAAAGUAACCUGGAGACUCGCUAGAGGGGCCUGCUGUAGACACGAGGCACGCCUCUGUCGUCCAUUCCCACUAGACGGUAGAGUAGUGCCAGCUCCGCGGCCCAGGACUGGCACUGAAAGGAAAUUACGAGCUGGUCAACUAUGACAGGAACAAAAUACCUGUUGGGUCUGAUAUUCUGCUCAGAAAACCACAUAGUGUAUUAAGAAAGGAAUACUUUUCUAAAACUACUGCUAGUAAAUGUAGUAUAAUCUGAACUUGAAAUCUUCCUCCAUUUCUAUCUUACCUUUCACAAAAUCUGUUCAACUCUUUGCUAUAUUAUCCUUCAGAAAGCAUUUAAAAAAAAUGAGAUUGAACUACAUAAAACUGCUGUUUUUGUAGGUGAAAAAUAAUUGAAUAGCAGCCAUUUCAUAUGGCUCCAGUUAAUGCUUGCCCAUAGCACACCGUAGCACCUAGCACAGAGAAUUAUGUAGAUCUCAUUUGAAUUUACAGUUGUAAAGUCAGUAUUUACUGGGCAUCUAUUAUGUGCACUACUGUAGGUGAUACGGUGGUGAAUAAACCAGAUAAAGCCUCUGCCUUUUUAUAGCUUAUGUUCUAGCCAGGAGAGCGAGACAAGACAAUAACCUGUUUAAAAAGAUCACUGGUAUUUGCCAGUGAGGAAUGAUUUUGGAAAAUCUCACUUUUCUCUGCGUAGAUUUGGAAGUUCUGUGAAACAUCCACUGUGCAAAAGUUUCAGAUUUAAAGUCCUCUAAUGGUUUGGU
Messenger RNA from Loxodonta africana (African savanna elephant), 2952 nucleotides. RefSeq names its product dual specificity phosphatase 12 (gene DUSP12). Gene Ontology annotation, molecular function: protein tyrosine/serine/threonine phosphatase activity. Gene Ontology annotation, biological process: protein dephosphorylation. Gene Ontology annotation, cellular component: nucleus. The transcript has 6 exons. The record is from RefSeq and is a predicted model, not a curated record. Bases 16 to 1077 code for a protein of 353 amino acids. Lineage: Eukaryota; Metazoa; Chordata; Mammalia; Proboscidea; Elephantidae.